AUGGCGAAAAAAGGUGGAAUGUUUCAUUUUGCAGAUGGCAUAGAUAAACUUCUGAUGCUAUUUGGAACAAUUGGUUGCAUUGGAGAUGGGUUGAUGUCUCCUCUUACAAUGAUAAUUCUUAGCGGUGUAAUUGAUGAGUAUGGAAGUGGUGGUCUUUCUUUCUCCAAUGACGUGGUGGACAAGUAUGCACUCAAGCUACUCAUCCUUGCAGUUGGUGUUGGAGCAGCAGCUUUCAUAGAGGGAAUUUGCUGGACAAGAACUGCAGAAAGACAAACAUCACGUUUGAGGAUGGAGUACCUGAAAUCUGUACUCAGACAAGAAGUCGGUUUCUUUGACACAAAAGUUGGCUCUUCCACCAAUUUUGAAGUUAUUUCAGCCAUUUCUGGGGAUGCUCAAUUGAUUCAGGACGUGAUGGCUGAGAAGAUACCCAACUGUCUGGCUCAUCUAUCAACACUUGUAUUCAGUAUCGUAGUAGCCUUCAUACUUUCAUGGAGACUGGCGGUGGCUUCACUUCCAUUUGCCUUGAUGUUUGUGGUUCCUGUGUUAGGCAUUGGAGCAUUACUUAAAGGCCUAGGGAUGAAGAUGAAGGAUGCCUACGAUAAAGGUGGUGGGGUUGCUGAUCAGGCAAUCUCAUCAAUCCGAACUGUUUAUUCUUAUGUUGGGGAGCAACAAACGAUUGAUAAGUUCAGCCAUGCACUUGAGACAAGUAUGAACUUAGGAAUAAGGCAAGGAUUUACAAAGGGUUUGAUGAUCGGGAGCAUGGGUAUGGUAUUUGUGGCAUGGGCAUUUGUUUCUUGGGUAGGAAGCUAUCUUGUUACUGAAAAAGGAGAAAGUGGUGGCAAAGUCUUCGUUUCCGCAAUUUGUGUAAUCAUGGCAGGACUAUCAGCUAUGAGUGCACUGCCUAAUGUCCCAUUCAUUUCAGACGCAAUAGCUGCAACAUCAAGAAUGUUCGUAAUGAUUUCUCGAGUUCCUCUCAUAGAUUCUGAAAAAGUUAAAGGAAAAACAAUACCAUCUGUGAGGGGUGACAUCGAAUUCAGGGGCGUUGACUUCUCAUACCCAUCAAGACCCGAUACUCCGGUCCUUCAAGGACUCAAUCUACGAGUUAAAGCUGGCAAGACAAUCGGUCUUGUGGGUGGCAGUGGGUCAGGAAAGUCUACAAUUAUUUCUUUACUUGAAAGAUUUUACGACCCAAUCAGAGGAGAUAUCUUUCUUGAUGGACACAGAAUAAAAAGUCUUCAGCUUAAAUGGCUAAGAUCUCAAAUGGGGUUAGUUAAUCAAGAACCAGUACUAUUUGCAACUUCAAUCAAAGAAAACAUACUUUUCGGUAAAGAAGGCGUGUCAAAUGAACUUGUUGAGCUUGCAGCAAAAAAAGCAAAUGCACAUGAUUUCAUUGUUAACCUAACUGAUGCUUAUGAUACUCAAGUUGGUCAAUUCGGGAUUCAGUUAUCAGGCGGGCAAAAGCAAAGAAUUGCUAUAGCACGAGCUUUGCUUAAAGAACCAAAAAUUCUUCUGCUAGAUGAAGCAACAAGUGCAUUGGAUUCAGAAUCUGAAAGAGUUGUUCAAGAAGCCCUGGAUCAGGCUUCAGUAGGAAGAACAACAAUCAUUGUUGCCCAUCGCCUUACAACAAUCCGUAAAGCGGAUAAGAUCGUGGUUCUUCAAUCUGGAAAAGUCAUUGAGUCCGGUUCACAUGAUGAUUUAAUGCAGAGGAACAAUGGAGAAGGUGGUGCUUACUACCAAAUGGUGCAGCUGCAGCAAUCAGCAACACAGAAUGAAACCCCAAAUAGUCCAUACACACCAACUUCACAAAAACAUCCAAAUUACCACAGAGAUUAUAAUCGACAGACACCAAGAAGUCCUAUUAGUGCAAGAUCAAGCUUGCAUAAUAGCCCAAUGUCCCCUUUCAGUCCAGUAGUUUCCAUUAGUAUGGCUCAUUCGGUACAAAUGUACUCUUACGAAGAAAGUGAUGAUGAGACGUUUGACAUGAUGCUGAGCCCUAAUCCUUCACAAUGGCGUCUGUUGCAGAUGAAUGCACCCGAGUGGAAACGAGCCAUUCUCGGGUGCCUGGGCGCCGGUGGUUUUGGUGCUAUAUCGCCAAUACAUGCUUAUUGUUUAGGAUCUGUUGUUGCGGUAUACUUCCUGCCAGACAAAGCCAAGAUCAAAUCAGAAACAGCUUUUUACUGCAUAGUGUUUGUAGGUUUAGGAAUCCUUUGUUUCAUCACGAACCUACUCCAACAUCAUAACUUUGCAGUCAUGGGCGAACGAUUAACGAAAAGAGUACGAGAGAAAAUGCUCGAAAACGUACUCACAUUUGAAAUCGGGUGGUUUGAUAGAGACGAGAAUACGAGUGCAGCAGUUUGUGCUCGGCUUGCAACCGAAGCUAGCUUGAUACGCUCACUAGUUGGAGAUCGAAUAUCAUUACUCCUGCAAGUAUUCAUCAGCGCAUUUCUUUCAUUUGUGAUUGCAUUAAUAAUCACCUGGAGAGUUGCUCUUGUAAUGAUUUCAGUGCAGCCAUUGCUCAUAGCAAGCUUUUACUCCAAAAUUGUUUUGAUGAAAAGCUUGUCUUCCAAAGCGAAAAGGGCACAAAAUGAAGGAACACAAUUAGCAAGUGAAGCUGUUGUGAAUCAUCGAACAAUCACUGCGUUUGCUUCUCAAGAAAGAAUCAUGAGAUUGUAUGCAGAAACGUUGAAAGGACCAAGAAAAGAAUGCAUUAAACAGUCAUGGUUUUCGGGUAUGGGUUUGUUCACUUCACAAUUUGUGACAACGGCUGCAAUAUCCUUGGCUUAUUGGUAUGGUGGAAGAGAAAUGAAUAAAGGAAAUGUAACCGCAAAACAAAUGUUUCAGGUUUUCUUCAUUUUGAUGACCACUGGAAAGAAUAUUGCAGAUGCUGGAAGUAUGAGUUCUGAUCUAUCCAAAGGUGGUGGUGCAGUUAAGUCGGUAUUAGCUGUACUUGACAGACAAACUGAAAUCGAUCCAGAUGACUCAGAAGGUUUGACAGUUGGAAAACUUGAUGGUGAUAUAGAGUUAAAAAAUGUGUUCUUUGCAUACCCAUCAAGGCCUGAGCAAAUGAUCUUUCAGGGACUGUCUUUGAAAAUUGAAGCUGGAAAAACGGUGGCACUUGUGGGUCAAAGUGGGUCGGGUAAAUCCACUGUUAUUGGAUUGAUAGAACGAUUUUAUGACCCGAUGAAUGGAUGUAUACUCAUAGACGGACAAGACUUGAAAAAUUACAAUUUGAGAAACCUGAGAUCACAUAUUGCAUUGGUGAGCCAAGAACCAACUCUUUUUGCAGGAAGUAUACGUCAAAACAUUGCUUAUGGUAAAGACGAAACUAGUGAAGCUGAAAUAAGGAAAGCAGCAAAGCUCGCAAAUGCUCAUGAGUUUAUAAGCUCAAUGAAAGAUGGUUAUGAAACGUACUGUGGAGAAAGAGGAGUCCAGUUAUCAGGGGGGCAGAAGCAAAGAAUUGCACUUGCACGAGCAAUACUAAAGAAUCCGGCUAUUCUUCUCUUAGAUGAGGCCACUAGCGCACUUGAUAGUGUAUCCGAGAAGCUUGUGCAGGAAGCAUUGGAAAAAAUGAUGGUUGGCAGGACUUGUGUGGUAGUUGCUCAUCGGUUAUCAACCAUACAAAAAUCUGAUUCGAUAUCUGUGAUUAAAAGUGGAAAAGUAGUAGAACAAGGAUCUCACAAUGAGCUACUUUCAUUGGGAAAUCGAGGCGCAUACCACUCUCUCAUAAAGUUGCAACAUUUGUGA
Messenger RNA from Erigeron canadensis, 3744 nucleotides. Its product is annotated as putative multidrug resistance protein. The transcript has 6 exons. Gene Ontology annotation, biological process: transmembrane transport. Gene Ontology annotation, molecular function: ATP hydrolysis activity; ATP binding; ABC-type transporter activity. The record is from RefSeq and is a predicted model, not a curated record. Gene Ontology annotation, cellular component: membrane. Lineage: Eukaryota; Viridiplantae; Streptophyta; Magnoliopsida; Asterales; Asteraceae. Bases 1 to 3744 code for a protein of 1247 amino acids.